Molecule: messenger RNA, 258 nt
Organism: Danaus chrysippus (African queen)
Lineage: Eukaryota; Metazoa; Arthropoda; Insecta; Lepidoptera; Nymphalidae
Source: the annotation of a GenBank genome assembly
AUGCGAAAGAGGACGAGGUUCGCCCGGACGGUUGCCAUGACUACCGGGGGCGCAGGCGGCGCGCGCCCGCAUCUCUCUCGCAGAACUGUCUUUGCUAUCGUUGUGGAGGCUGUGUCGAACCGUCCUAAAUCGUUUUCAGACGUAACACUAGCUCUCCGUGCGUCGUGCGUGUUGACAGUUAAUGCUGUACAGUGUUUUCAACUCGGCUGGUGCUUCUGUAGUGAUCGUGAAUGUGUGAAUGCAAUAACCUCGCCAUGA